AUGGACGACCCUGAAAAUCCCUACGCGGCCGCCGCUCGCCACCCCAAAGGCCCACACGACGCCAGACCUACUGCCCUCCAAAUUAUAAGAGAUGAGAACCUCACCGGCGCCCUUUCAGACCUCGUGAUCCUCAUCACGGGCUGCUCGAGCGGCAUCGGAGUUGAGACCGCCCGAGCCCUGGCAUCGACUGGGGCGACACUGUAUCUCACUGCCCGCAACCUAACCAAGGCCCGCGAAGCACUCGGCCCAGAGCUCGUCUGCAACCCCAAAGUGCACCUCCUCGUCCUCGAUCUUGACUCUCUUGACUCCGUUAGGUCCUGCGCGUCAACGUUUCUCAGCAAAUCCGACAAACUUAACAUCCUCAUAACCAACGCCGGAAUCCGUCAUGUGGUGUGGUCCAAAACACCAGACGGCUUUGAGCGACACUUCGGCGUCAACCACCUUUCGCACUUCCUUCUCACACAACUUCUAUUGCCCACACUGCAGGAAUCUUCCACGAUGGCUUUCCAAUCCCGUGUGGUCGCACUCAGCAGCACGGCACACCGUAAUGCGCCUGUAAACUUCGACGAUCUGAACCUCGAGAAACCGGGCGCGUACACCAAGCCAACAGGUUACGCACAGAGCAAGUUGGCCAAUGUAUACAUGGCAAGCGAAAUCACACGGCGCUACGGCCAGCCCAAGGCCGUCGCCCACAAACCUGGUGUCUGGGGCCUUGCGGUGCACCCCGGCGGCAUCCGCACAGGACUACAGCAAGGUGACAACGGCGGCGGGCUUCGCGAUCCCAUGACCUGGUACUACCUCCGGCAUCUCUGGCGGAUAUUAAACAUGUUCAAGACCCCCGAGCAAGGUGCCGCCACGACUGUGGUCGCCGCUGUCGCAAAACGCUUCGAAGGUCGUGGUGCAUUGUACCUCGAAGACUGUGGGCUUGCCGUACCGGUCCGCAAAGGCUGGGGCAUCAUUGAUCCCGGCUACCUGCCUGGACGCACAGACAAUGAGGCCGACGCAAAGAAGUGUUGGGAAGUUAGUUGUCGAUUAGUCGGGGUGAAGGACGACGAGGUGUGA
Rhinocladiella mackenziei CBS 650.93 is the source of this 1062-nucleotide messenger RNA. RefSeq lists its product as uncharacterized. The coding region runs from base 1 to 1062 and encodes 353 amino acids. The transcript has a single exon. Lineage: Eukaryota; Fungi; Ascomycota; Eurotiomycetes; Chaetothyriales; Herpotrichiellaceae. The record is from RefSeq and is a predicted model, not a curated record.